CCUAUUAGAUAAGGAGGCAGACCAAAUCAUGCGAUGACCCGCAAGGUUAUCUGAGGAAUUUGAGAGGAUCCCUGCGCAAUGCGCCGAAGCUCCAGUUGCGUUUCAUUACGACUUGAUAUAUUCUUUGCACAAGACACAGAACGGAGAAGAAGAGCCGCGCACAGCUUUCCACAUGCACGCGUACAGUAUCACGAUCAGAUGACACUAACACGUGUUGUCAUAUCUCGCUGGCUCCAGGCCAAAAUUAAUCCAGGAUUACACUUUAACACAGAGAGAACUCAAUGACUAAUAAAAGCAGCUGACGGAGACUUGCAUUGCAGAAGACUUUUGAGAAAAGACAAUCAACAGAAGAGAAAAGGAAACUGAAGACACAGGCGAGACCCGAAACAAACUCAGAAUGAUGAUGUCUAAAGGAGCGUUUGUGUUUGUGUUACUGGGCGCGUUAACAGCGUAUUACGUUUAUUCACCAAUCCCGAAUAACAUAGAGGAGAGAUGGAAACUAAUGCUCGCAGACUCUUUCUUCAGAAGUUUAAGCCAGUUGGCAGAACUGAGUGAGCGGAUGGGACUAUUGAACUACAUGAAAGUUAUGAUGUUCAUCACCAUUGCAGAGCGAGUAGUGCCUGUGUCAGAUGACAGGGUGAAGGUGUCCGAUGAUAAUUUUGAUGGGGUAGAGGUGAUUGUGUACCAGCCAACCCAACAAGAAGAAACAGGGGAGCUAAGAAGGGCCAUCAUUUACCUGCAUGGAGGAGGAUGGUGUCUUGGCAGCUCCCGUAUGGGCCCAUAUGAUCUACUAGCCAGACACAUGGUUACAGAGCUCAACGCAGUUAUUGUAUCUGUAGAGUAUCGUCUUGCCCCAGCUUAUCAUUUUCCUGCCCAGUUUGAGGAUGUGUACCGUGUGGUGAAGUUCAUCUUUCGUGUUGAUGUUCUGAAGGGAUACCAUAUCAAUCCAGAACGGAUUGCUGUGUCAGGAGACAGUGCAGGAGGCAACCUUGCAGCUGCUGUGGCUCAGCAGUUGCAGAAGGACCCAGAACAGCAUAUCCAGCUAAAAGCCCAAGCUCUACUCUACCCUGUCCUGCAAGCCUUGGAUCUGAACACUCCCUCAUACCAGCAGAACCAGCACAUGCCUAUACUGCCCCGCACACUGAUGGUGAGGUUUUGGAGUGAGUACUUCACCAGCGACAAGUCGUUUUUGAGAGCCAUGAUGGCAAACAGACACAAUAACCAUGAAUCAGCUGCUUUGCUUAAGUUUGUCAAUUGGAGUUCAUAUUUACCCGAUUCAUACCGUCGGACAUACAACUACAGUGCUCCACCUGUGGUCACCGGAAAAAGUUCAGUGCACUCUGUUGGUCUUCAUCACUUGCUUGCAGAUCCACGAGCCUCGCCAUUGCUGGUGCCUGACACAGCUUUGCGUUUACUGCCGAAGGCUUAUGUGUUGACCUGUGAGUAUGAUGUACUGCGAGAUGACGGCUUGAUGUAUGUCACACGUUUGCGGAAUGCUGGAGUUGAUGUCACUCAUGAACAUUACCCUGGUGGAUUUCAUGGUGCACUGAUGUUCACAACGUGGCCCACAGACUUUGAUAUUGGACACAGAAUGAUGGAGAACUUUGUAUUAUGGCUUAAGCAAAAUCUAUAAAAUCAAUGUAGAAUGCAACAGUGCUUUGUGCAUCAGUUUUGGCUGACUGGUCCAUAUAAGUUUUGUCUUAUUUAUUUCAUUUGUUUUGUUUUUCCUGUUGUUUACAGUGUACCACUUUUAUCUUUAAAAGGGCACACUUUUGAUUGUAUUAAUCCAAAAUGGUACAAACAUUCCUAUUAUGACCAAACUCGGUCUUAAGAAACACUGGUCUGAAUUAUUUUCUAAUCCGUUAACUAUGUAUAUGUUACUAAUUAAGUUGUUCAGCAAGUUAAUAUGACAUUAAUAGUGUUUUAUUUUAUUUAUUUAUUUUAUUUUACGAUUAUUUUUAUUUCAGCCUAUUACAAUUAUCACUGAUUGCUUGAUGUUUUGAAAGGUUUGGUUUGAUAUGCAGUAAACUGUUUGAUGAAAAUCCGGGUUCAUUGAAAUUUUAUCUUAAAUGGUGAGAUGAUAAGAUCAAAGGCUAUGUUCACACUGCAGGCUGAAACGACCCAAUUCCGUAUUUUUUUUUUUGCCCCUAUGCGACCUGUAUCUGAUCUUUUCAUGAUAGUCUGAACGACACAGAUCCGAUCUUUUCAAAUGUGACCCAGGCCACUUGGGUAUGUGGUCCUGAAUCCGAUACGUAUCCGAUCUUUUGAAAUGCGACCUCCGUCUGAAUGGCCAGGCCACAUGUAUCUGACCCGCACGUCAUUGAUACGCUACAAACUUCAUAAUUCUGCAUUGAAGUAGGCGGGAACGAGAAGAUAAACAACAACCAUGGCGGACGAUGCUGCUGAGACCAAUCAAUGGAAGGGAAGCGAGGUCACAGAUUUAAUUAAUAUUUGGGGUGACCGCUCUAUUCAGGCCAAACUCGAGGGCUCUCAUCGGAACCGGGCGGUUUACGAAAACAUUUCCAGCGAAAUGGCCGAGCGUGGUUACAGACGAUCCUGGCUCCAAUGCCAGCGAAAAAUAAAAAGCCUCCGAGCCAAAUACAAACAUCCGUGUUUAACGUUAACUACUUCCGCAAACAACGAGUGACGUCGUUCUCCGUUGAGUACUCUUCUGCGCAUGCGGGUCACUUCUGGGUCAUUUCACGUUUACACAGGAGAUCACAAAAGGUCUCAUUUAAUUGGAAAUGUGAA
Messenger RNA from Carassius gibelio (silver crucian carp), 2751 nucleotides. RefSeq names its product arylacetamide deacetylase-like. The record is from RefSeq and is a predicted model, not a curated record. The transcript is spliced from 5 exons. Gene Ontology annotation, cellular component: membrane. The coding region runs from base 398 to 1633 and encodes 411 amino acids. NCBI's taxonomy places the organism in Eukaryota, Metazoa, Chordata, Actinopteri, Cypriniformes, Cyprinidae. Gene Ontology annotation, molecular function: carboxylic ester hydrolase activity.